This is a messenger RNA of Juglans regia (Persian walnut), 1484 nucleotides long. Its product is annotated as guanine nucleotide-binding protein subunit gamma 3-like. The record is from RefSeq and is a predicted model, not a curated record. The transcript has 5 exons. Gene Ontology annotation, biological process: G protein-coupled receptor signaling pathway. Lineage: Eukaryota; Viridiplantae; Streptophyta; Magnoliopsida; Fagales; Juglandaceae. Bases 677 to 1348 code for a protein of 223 amino acids.
UCUCUGAGUUUUGUUUAUACAAACUCAAAAAUCUCACUCAGAUUUCGAUCAAAUCCCUCAACUUUGCCAAAUGGGUUCGUACAGACACUUGCAGCUGCAGGCUUUUAUCACAGCCGUUUUUACUAUUAUUAUUAUUUCUACAACUCCAAUCAGCCAGCUCAAGGCACAUAAGAUGUGCCUUGAGAGAGAGCCUCAGACUCCUGGCCAUCAUCUCCUUCUUCUUUUUCACUCAUAGAUCACUGUGACAAUAAUAGGCUCUCUUUUUAGCCUUAUUAUCACUACUCUUUCUCUUACCCUUCGAGCCUCAUUUAAUCCCUGCAACCGCAGUGUGAUACAUGCAUUUAUGUACCCCACUGUUCCUGCAGAAACUGUUUUCUUUCUGGGUUUUUCUUGUUUAUGGGUAUUCAUUAUCAUUGUCAGAUAGCCUAAUUACUGCCAUUUCCACAAAACCUUUUCGUAUAGCUUUCAUUACACCUAGCAUCAUAUGUAUGCUAGCAGCGUCUUCUUUCUUACUUCCUAUUACUGCUACUUCUUCUUGUAACUGCUACAUGUACUGGAACUAUUACUGCUUAUUAAUACUUCAAGUACAGGCACUUCUUGCUCGGUCUAUUUCUUCGCUCUGGUUUUCAAGUUUGAGCGAUUCGGAGAUUUAAGGACUUAUUAAGUUUGUGACCAAAUGGCUGCUCCGUCGGGUUUCUCUCCCUCGCUGCCGCCACCGCGUCCGAAGUCGCCGCCGGACUAUCCAGAUUUAUACGGGAAGCGCCGUGAAGUGGCCAAGGUUCAGAUGCUUGAAAGAGAGAUUGGCUUUCUUGAGGACGAAUUAAAAUCCGCUCAAAGCCUUCAACCAGCUUCUAGAUGCUGCAAAGAGAUUGCUGAUUAUGUGGUGGAAAACUCUGAUCCUAUUAUACCUACAAAUCGAAAGAAUCAUCGGACCUGUCGCUUGUGGAAAUGGCUCUGUGGAAUGCCUUGUUUUAACCUCUCUUGGAUCUGCUGUUGCUGCUCUACUGGGUGCUCACUUCAUCUAGAGAUGCCGCGCUGCUGCUGUGACAGCAAUCCAUGCAAGUGUGGUUCCUGUGUCAGCUGCUGCAGCAGCUGUGACUGCAAUCCAUGUACCUGUGGUUCCUGUGUCAGCUGUUGUCAUUUCCCGAAGUGGUGCUGUUGUGCUUGUCCCAGAUCACAUUGCUGUAAAAAAGUUUCGUGCAGCAGAAGUUGUUGCAAUUUCCCAUCUCCUUCAUGCCCUGACUGCUCUUGCUGCAUUUGGAGAUGUACACGUCCCAAAUGUCCAAAGGUACGCCCUUGUUGCUGUUGUACAAAAACCUGUUGCAACCCUUGUUAUCUGUGUUACUAGUAUAUUGGUGCAAUCCCAUUCUGGAGCACAGUUCUUCAACAUGGAAGUUUAUUUUUAAUUGAGUAUAAAACUUGGAUAUUUGGAUGGCUUUAAGAUAGUAUCUUCAAGUUCAAUAUAAAUGGGCAAUAGGUUGAUC